This is a messenger RNA of Helianthus annuus (common sunflower), 1598 nucleotides long. Its product is annotated as BTB/POZ and MATH domain-containing protein 3. Gene Ontology annotation, molecular function: protein binding. The transcript is spliced from 4 exons. Lineage: Eukaryota; Viridiplantae; Streptophyta; Magnoliopsida; Asterales; Asteraceae. Bases 184 to 1416 code for a protein of 410 amino acids. Gene Ontology annotation, biological process: protein ubiquitination. The record is from RefSeq and is a predicted model, not a curated record.
CAAUCAUCAUUCCAUUUCAUCUCCCUCAACCCCAAUUUCGUCCCAAAACCCUCACACCACCGUCACCGUACCACCACCAUCCUCCUCCGGCACCACCACCACCACUCACCAACCACCUCUCCACACCCCCGUAACCCAUUCCCCCAAACCAAUUCCACCCAAUUCUUAUGCUAGGGUUUCAAAAUGAACAAUUUCGACCAAACAACAUACUCAGGCUCCAAAUCAAUCAACGAAUCAGUCAACGGGUCGCACGAUUUCACAAUCAGAGGGUACUCUUUAGCGAAAGGGAUGGGUGCGGGUAAGUACAUAUCAAGCGAUACGUUCACGGUUGGUGGGUACGAUUGGGCGAUAUACUUUUACCCAGAUGGGAAGAAUUUGGAGGAUAAUUCGACCUACGUAUCUGUGUUUAUAGCGCUUGCGAGUGAAGGGUCGGAUGUUAGGGCCUUGUUUGAGCUGACUUUGCUUGAUCAGAGUGGAAAAGGGAAGCAUAAGGUUCAUAGUCAUUUUGAUCGUGCCUUGGAGAGUGGCCCUUAUACUUUGAAGUAUAGAGGAAGCAUGUGGGGUUACAAACGUUUCUUCAGAAGGCAAAGUUUGGAAACAUCUGACUAUCUGAAGGACGAUUGCCUUUCAAUGCAUUGCACUGUUGGCGUUGUCAGAAACCGCGUUGAGGGACCAAAACAUUUCACUAUCGCUAUACCCCCAUCCGACAUGGGCCAAAAUCUCAACUACUUGUUAGAAACCGAAACCGGCUGCGAUAUACUCUUCCGUGUCGGUGACGAGACUUUCAAGGCCCAUAAAUUGAUACUUGCCGCUCGUUCUCCUGUAUUUCGAGCCCAGUUUUUCGGGCUUGUUGGUAACCCUAAUAUGGAUGAAGUAGCGUUGGAGGACAUCGAACCCUCCAUUUUCAAAGCUAUGCUUUUUUUCAUUUACUCAGAUACGCUUCCCGAUUCACAACAAUUUACGGGCUCAAUGUCGACAUCCACAUCAACAAUCAUGAUUCAACAUCUAUUGGCUGCUGCUGACCGUUUUGGUCUAGAUCGCUUGAAACAGUUGUGUGAAGCGAAGUUAUGCGAAGAAGUUAAUGUUGAUACAGUGGCAACGACUCUUUCUCUUGCUGAUCAACACCGUUGUUCUCAGCUUAAGGCUAUUUGUCUGAAAUUUGCUUCCGCAAACUUGGGAGCGGUGAUGCAAACAGAAGGGUUCAAAUAUGUAGAAGAAACAUGUCCUUUGUUGCUAUCGGAGCUUCUAGAAACAGUUGCAUCAGCCGCGGUAGAUGAGCGAUCAGGUGAAGGGGGGUUAACGAGGAAGAGAAGCGGCAGCAGCAUCAUCGGCUUAGAUCUAGCGGCAGCAGCAGGCGCCGUCCACAUGGUGGUUGAGGAUGAUCCUAACGUCAGGCGUGUGCGUAGACGGGCGUAAUCUGUAAUUGUAUCAUCUUACUUGCUUAUAGUUACCAUAUUUUGAUUUUCUGAAUUCCAAAUUGUAAUGGACACUGGUUUAAGUUUGGGCCUUUAGUAACCUACAACUGCUAAGCUUUGCAUAACAUGUACACAAUUGGUAUGUGCCUUCUGUUCUUGCUGUCGUUUAUGGCUUUUGUACUU